Harpegnathos saltator (Jerdon's jumping ant) is the source of this 1482-nucleotide messenger RNA. Its product is annotated as zinc finger HIT domain-containing protein 2. Bases 310 to 1446 code for a protein of 378 amino acids. Lineage: Eukaryota; Metazoa; Arthropoda; Insecta; Hymenoptera; Formicidae. The record is from RefSeq and is a predicted model, not a curated record. The transcript is spliced from 5 exons.
GGGCAUAUACUAUUAUGUUCGCGAUCGUACUAUCUUGCGCUAGCUGUACUUUUACUUUUCUUUUCUCCUAAAUUUCAGUAAAAAAACUGGCAUUUAACAGAAAACUCAAGUGCUCUUUAUAAAAUGUUUCAGUACAUUAAAAGCUGAGAAUGCAUUUCGGGCGAUACUUUUACGAUGUUUAUAGUCAGUCUAGUUCUUAAAUUUUGUGAUUAACGACGAGUAUAAAAGUAUUGAAGAGAUAUUAAAGCAUUAAAGUUCUCUUAUUAUUCUUUGCCAGGAUAAUAGGGUACUGUUGAAAGAUUUAAAAUAAUGGAAUUUCCAAGCACCAGUUCAGCCAUUAAGAUUUGUGAAAUAUGUAACGAAUUUGUACGUUUAUACACUUGUCCACGAUGUGGCAAAGGUUACUGUGGGAGUAAAUGCUAUAAAUCAAAUGCACAUAUUGAAUGUACCGAGAGCUUCUAUAAAGAAUGUGUUGAAGAAGAGUUAAGAUCUCAGGAAAAUGAUCCUGCUAUUAAAAAGAAAAUGUUGGAGAUCCUUAAAAGACAAUAUUAUGAUCAUUGUGAUGAUAAUUUUAUAAAAGAUAAUGGUGAAGAUAAUAGUGAUGAAGAAGGUUCUCCAUUGGAUUCUGAUGAUGAGGAGGAGGUUGCUGAUUUAAAAAGCAGAUUACAAAAUAUCGAUCUCGAUGAUUCUGAUCAAUUAUGGUCAGCUUUAUCUAAUACUGAGAGGCAGGAGUUUGAAGCGCUUAUAAAGAAUGGAGAGGCAGAUAAACUUUUACCUGAAUGGAUCCCAUGGUGGACUCAUCGUGUGAAAAAGAAACUUGUUCAACCUAUUGAAGAAGAUGCCACAGAUGCUUUUAAUGACUUGAAAUAUCCUGCUUUAAUAGAUGUACCAUUAUUUAAUGAACUUAAGAAAGCAUCUCCUUGUGUAUAUUUUAAUAUAAUAAAUGUAAUAUAUGCUUAUGCAUAUAUAGCUCUUUACUAUAAUGGAGAUUAUCUUGAUUGUGUUGAGGAUGCUGCCAAUGAUUUUUUAACUAUAUGUAUGAACAUGAAGAACAAUAAGGUGUUUAAUAAUGCAGAAUCAGCGAUUCAAUCAGUUACAGAAAAUGUUAAAAACGUUAACUCAUUGCCAGGAGAUAAGCAAACAUUAUUAGCAUUUAAAGAUGCUGGAGCUUCUAUUUUGCAAGGACCAGUUCCUGAAGUUAAAACCAUUUAUACAUCUGCAGCUCUUUCGGAACUGCAUAGAUUAUUAACAGCAGCCAAGAAAGAAAUUUUGACACAUAAGAAUAUAGCUAAUAAUCGAGAAUUCUCAAGAAAAUUUUUACAGAAACACAGUCCUACUAUAACUCUGUCAGAAAAAACUAUUCUGCUGUGCUUAAAAAAAUUGGAAUACUAUUUAGCAUGGGUGAAAAGCCACGAAGUGGAACUGCAAAGUAUUGUUUGUGAUUAAAACUAUGGAAAUAAAAAGAAAAAAAAUGUCUAGAUA